UCGGCCGCAGUGUGCCCAGCAGUCCCCAACUCGAACUUCAUACGACAUCCUUCCUGGACAGCUACACUUACUCAAUCAUGAACCCGAACGACAAGGAUUAUAAGCUCUCACAUCUGUUCCUUAUUGGCCAGGCAACCGCACGGUUUGGUGAUCUAUGCUUGAAGCCGUCGCUGAGGAACCCUGUAUCGACUAGCACUGGCAGCGCUUCAAAGCCCGGUAUUGAUACCGGUAAUGUCGUUCAGGAUGAAUUCGCGAAGCUCUAUUGUGGAAUCCACUUCAUUGAUCGCCUGCAGAGCUAUGUUGACUUCGAGCACAAGUUGCCGGAGUCUGCUGCAGCGCCCAAAGAGCCGUAUCGCGCUCGCGAUCUUCCGAACAGUGAUCUUCGCUUGCCACCGACGCCACAGAUAGUCGACGCUAUAGGACAACUGUGUCAAGAGGAGCUGAGGCUACGGCAGUAUGACCCCCUACCGCUUAUGACAAACGACUCCGCUCAGGACGAAGUACGGGAACAAAUCAUACCUCUACUCAACCACGCAAUCAAGACUUACAAGUGCAACACUAUCACCUCUCAGCACUUGCCUCCGCCCGCGCGGCGUACAGACAGUACCACUCGCGACCAUUUUGAGGAUGUCGACGCAUCUAAGCCGGUGGAAAUCGAUGAGGCGCGACAGCUUCUAUUCUUUCCAUGCUGGGCACGCCACGCUAUCAGCUCUGCGGCGCGAGAUGCUACCUCCGGUAAAGCGGAUUACGCACUUUUUGAGUCUCCGGUGAAGCAUGGUAUUUGCGCUCAUGGUGAAGCUCGACAAUCGUGGAUAUACACAACCGAAGACAUCUAUCGCAUUUACGAUGGUCCAGAGUGGGCUGUCGCGAGCAACGCACCCUACGACUUCCGGUCCGCGCCACACUAUGACUACCAUCCCAUCAAUUCGCUUUUGAAGAUGGCCUUUGGCCAAAUCCGCAUACUCGGUUCCUAUAUUGGAUUCUUCACCAACUUGUCGGUGGUGGUAUUCUACUUUUACUACGACGGAGAGCUAGUCAUGAAACCCAAGGCCGUUGACACCGAAACAGUUGAUACCCCGUCGUCAACUGCGGAGGGGACAGUGCGAUUUCAACUGCCUUCGGGGCCAACCCGGCAGGCGACGCGUGCUAGUGCGCGUAACAAGGCCACAGAUGCAGAGAACAAGCCGGAGAAAUCGAAGAAACAAGGCAAAUCGGAGAAGCAGGCUCAGGCUGAGCUGGACUCGAAAUGCAAGCGUGGGCUCGUCCUAUCUCGUCCAAUCGACUUCACCGCUCCACAGCUGCUCCGAUGCAUGCAAGCCAUGACGUUCCUAGCACUCGAUGCGAAGAAAUGGGAGGGCGAUGGCAAGAGAAUCGUCGACAUCCUAGCACCCGGUGAUGAAUUGCAGCAGAUCAAGCCGGCCGAUGCCUAGGAGUGACCUAUUGGUGGUUCUCCAUGCAUCUGACCGAUCCGAGGCCUAGUUACAUAGACCCGAAGAUGCGGUGUGGAGGGUGGUCUUGUAGGUGAUGUUCAAUAAUGAUCUGAUCUGAUUAUCGUCUCUCGCGACAAAGGCUUGUCUAGGUAUCCAUGUACUUGUAUUCUUGACCCUGACACGAAACUGUAAACUUGUACCAAGUUGACAUGUACUACGUUCUCCGUGCUGCACGCUUCGCUAGUGGUGUAUGUAGGCACACACGGUCCAUGAUGUUAUUCUUUCCCUCGUCGACUGUAUAGUUUUCUGUGAUACUCAAAUGCACUUUAUUG
Fomitopsis serialis is the source of this 1762-nucleotide messenger RNA. RefSeq lists its product as uncharacterized. The coding region runs from base 78 to 1430 and encodes 450 amino acids. The transcript is spliced from 4 exons. NCBI's taxonomy places the organism in Eukaryota, Fungi, Basidiomycota, Agaricomycetes, Polyporales, Fomitopsidaceae. The record is from RefSeq and is a predicted model, not a curated record.